Molecule: messenger RNA, 1349 nt
Organism: Cadophora gregata
Lineage: Eukaryota; Fungi; Ascomycota; Leotiomycetes; Helotiales; Ploettnerulaceae
Gene: TMP1
Product: Thymidylate synthase
Exons: 2
Coding region: 255-1211 (318 amino acids)
Biological process (GO): dTMP biosynthetic process
Cellular component (GO): mitochondrion; cytosol
Molecular function (GO): thymidylate synthase activity
Source: RefSeq, a predicted model, not a curated record
UUAUCAUAAAUCCCGACAAUCUUCCGUUCCUUGCGCCCCGAAUGCGGUUAGUGUGCUUGCUGCUCUUGCUCAGGCGCUAAUCACCCUCGGCUCAGUCGACGCGAAACAGACGCGUCCCGUCGUGUUGCAAAGUGCAUGCAUCUCCAUACCCCUCCACAACCACAUACUUUGGCAGAUUUACGCUUUCUACUGCCAUAUCUCAAUAAACAAUCUUCAAUCCUUUCCCCGACAAACCGUUCUUCUGGGGAGGCUCUAUGGGUGAAUUCGUACCAAUGGCGUCUCCGGCAUUACACGAGGAGCAUCAAUACCUCGAUCUUAUCCGCGAGAUUCUGGACAUUGGUGAGAAACGACCAGAUCGAACAGGGACCGGGACUCUGUCUAUCUUCGCACCGCGGCCACUCAAAUUCAAGCUCAACGACAAUGGGCGACCGAUCCUCCCUCUUCUUACAACAAAACGUGUUUUCACGCGCGCCAUUAUCGCCGAGCUACUCUGGUUCGUUCAGGGCAACACAUCAUCCCUCGCACUGAGUGAAGCUGGAGUGAAGAUAUGGGAUGGCAAUGGAUCGCGCGAAUUCCUAGACAGCAGAGGCUUAACACACCGUGAAAUUGGUGAUCUGGGUCCAGUGUAUGGCUUUCAAUGGCGACAUUUCGGCGCCGACUACAAAGAUUCAUCAACGGACUAUACUGGUCAAGGUGUGGACCAACUGGCAGACAUUAUACACAAGCUUCGAACGGAUCCUUACGAUCGCCGAAUGAUUCUUUCCGCUUGGAACCCCAAAGACUUGUCCAUCAUGGCGCUGCCACCUUGCCAUAUGUUUGCCCAGUUUUACGUCUCCUUUCCAGGACAGGCGCAAGAGGGGAAUAGCGAACAUAAACCGAAAGGGCAUCUCCAUUGCCAAUUGUAUCAGCGAUCCUGCGAUAUGGGGCUUGGCGUACCAUUCAACAUCGCCAGCUAUGCUCUCCUCUGCCAUAUGCUCGCUCAUGUUUGUGACCUGGUCCCUGGAAGUCUUACGCAUGUUAUGGGAGAUGCACAUGUCUAUCUCGAUCAUAUUGAUGCUCUGCGUGUACAAUUGGAGCGUGAGCCGCGGACAUUUCCAGAACUGGAAAUCAAGCGAGAUAAAGGUGGAAGCAUUGACGGCUGGAAGUUAGAGGAUUUUGAGAUCAAGGGAUAUGAACCUCACAAGUCGAUUGCCAUGAAAAUGUCCGUCUAGCGAAUAGUGCAUUGGGAUACGAAUCUGGCGCGGCUUGUGGGCUAGACACGAUGAAUGCUUGGUGUUUGGAGGCGCGACGACCAUAAUGAUUUAAUCGAUUUACACAUCACAACUGAUUUACACAUCACAACUUGCCAG